Molecule: messenger RNA, 3339 nt
Organism: Rhodotorula toruloides NP11
Lineage: Eukaryota; Fungi; Basidiomycota; Microbotryomycetes; Sporidiobolales; Sporidiobolaceae
Exons: 3
Coding region: 1-3339 (1112 amino acids)
Source: RefSeq, a predicted model, not a curated record
AUGUCUACGCUCCUCGUAGGGGCGGGGACGGGCGCGGCCACCGCUCUCUCGUUCGCGCCCGCGACCGUCCAGGACCUCGUCCGCGAGUACUGGACCGCCGCGCUCGCGCUCGUCGGACUCUGCCUGCUCGCCUACGUGACGAACCCAGGCCCGGCAUCGUUCCGCACGCACUUGACCUCGCUCUCGUUCCACACCCACCUCCGCCGCCUCUCGUCGUCGCCCUCUCGGCCUCCGUCGUCGUCUCGAUCAUCCUCGACUUCGGCCCCCGACGCUGCGAGCGCACCGACGACCGCGACAAACGGCAAGGAAUCGCUACUACCUACGACGCAGAAUGCGAAGCGGAAGGGAGCUGCCGCUGACGCCCGACCAGGCGCCAAGUCGACGCCUCCCUCCUCCUCCGCCGCCGCAAACCGACACAUCCUCUCGUUCUCGAACCGUAUCAGCCUAUCUAUCCGCACGCCAUCCUACAAGUUCACUUCAUACUAUCUCUUCAGCACCGUCUAUGUCCCCUCGUCCCGACCGGCAACGCCUGUCGCGGGAUUGACGAAACAGCAGCAGAUCCAGGCGCAGCGCAAGCAUCCUGAACUGAGCGCCUUGCUUGGACUCGGUGGCGAGUUGUGGCUCGGCAUCUUCGGCAGGUGGUAUGCGUUGAAGUGGUGGGACAACGAGGUGUUUGAGGAGGAGGAGCGUAGGGGCAGGCUCGAGAAGGGCGUCAGGGACAUGAUCGUCGAGGACGACGACAAGGAAACGGAGUCGCCUUCGUACUCGUAUCCUCCCUCGGCCACCGUCUCUGGCUCUUCGACUCCCGCCUCGCACCCGCUCUCGCACAACCCCUCAGCUAUCGACAACCGCACCUCGUCCCCUCUCGCCCACUCAGCCGACUCGUCCAUCCCUCCCUCCCCAACCUCCAAGACCUCCCCCGCCGCCGCCCGCCUGACCAAGCGCGUCUUCCGCGCCGGCCAGCGCCGCUCGAGCCCGACCAGUCUCACGCGACUCAAGACGAAAGCCGAGCAUGCCGCGCGCGAAGCAGCAGAAGCCGAGCGCGUCGCAGCGGACGAAGCGGCUUCGGCUCUCGCAGCUGCGAAAGAGGCGUUCGGUGGUUCUUCUGGUUCGGGCUCGGCUGGGUCUGCGGGGAUGGGCGGCGAGGCGAAGGGCACGACGGAUCCGGUGUUGGUCGAGUUGCAGGCGCAGCUGGACGAGUUGAGGGCUUCGGCGGCCGAGAGUGAGAAGCGGUUGCAGGACGAGUUGGAGGUGUUGAGGGGCAAGAAGCGCGACGAGGACGCCUUUCGCGCAGAGUUGAAGCUCAAGACGAAGGGGUUGGAGGAGGCGAAGCGUGCGGCGGAUGCGACGAGGGUCGAGGCGGAGAAGGAACUGAAUGAGCGAAAGGUCGUCAUCAAGGAGGCGCAGGCGCGGGUUGACAAGGUGCGCGCGGAGAUCAGGGCGCUCGAGCGCAAGGGGAUAGAGGCGAUCGAGCGCAAGGAGAAGAAGAAGCGCGAGCGCAAGGAGCGCGAGAAGAAGCUCCGCGAGGACGUGGGCAAGAAGCGCGACGAGCUCAAGGACAAGGAGAAGGGGCUCGAGGAGGUCAUGCACAAGAUUGCAGACAUGGAGCGUAAGCUUGAGGUCCGCAGGGCGCUCCUCGCCGGUCGUCGAGCCGAGUUGGCGCAGUUGGGCGUGGCGGGUAUGCGUGGAAUGGGUGGUUCGCAGGGUGCUGCGCCGAUUUACGGCGUCGCUGCGCCUCUCAACGGUCCGGCGACGGCGACUCUCGGCGGCGUCGGCGCGAUCGCGAACGCUUUCGCCGCUCCGCUCGGCCAGGGUGGCUACGGUCGCCGCAACUACCCCUACGUCCACCCGCUCUCCGCCAACAACUCUCGCCCGACCAGCAUCCGCUCUGGACACUACGACCCGCACACCGGGGCGUUCCAGUCAGCUCCCUCGUCUCCUACGCUCUCGCACCCUGUAUCACCUCUCGACGACCCUUCACCUUACGGCAACGCCAACUCGACUGCCGCAGACGCCGCAUCCGGCUGGCCUACGUCCUUCCCGGCCGCACCGAACGGCACCUCGCACGCCCUGCCGCACUCGAGCUUCCUCGAGCACCGCUUGCAGCACCGCGCCGCGAAUGGCGGCAUCGGCGACGACGACCUCCCCGCCCAAUUCCUUCCCUUCGACUUUGACGGUCUCGCACCCGGCGCGCAAGACCACUCGCCGCCGCCUCGCUCGGCUCGCUCAGGCUCGGCGGGCGACAACUCGCCCGGUGCGAACGUCAACAAGCCUGGACGCGCGCUCGCCCUCCCGAUGCAGUACCUCGACUCGGGAUUGCUCGCGAGCGGAACCGAGUCGCCUGCCCUCGACGGCCCGUUGAGCCCGAUGACGCCGCAUCAGACUAGCUUGAUCCCGAGCCAGCUCUUCCACAUGCUCGACGAGGACGACGACGAUGACGGCUUGUUCGUCAUGCCCGAUUCGCCGACUUUGCGUGCCGGAGUUGGCGUCACGUCGCCUGCGGACUGGCAGGGACUGGGACUCGAGGUCGACGAGAUGGGUGUGUCGAGGAGGUCAAGCCAGGAGAAGGUUGCGAAGGAAGAGGCGGCGAGCGAGCCGAACGGUGUCGAGGCGGGUGCAGCUGCAGUUUCCCCGAGCGUCCUGUCCCUCCGCGCAAACGCCUUCUCGCCAGCUCUCGCCGCGCCGUCGUCCGCGACCACCUCGCCUCUCAGCCCGCCGCCGCAUUCGCCCUUUGCACCGUGGGCGACCUCGUCGGACGUGUCUGUCGGCGCUGGAGUCGUCGGCGACGGCGCUGCGCACGACCUUCCCCCGCGCAGCCUCGCUCCCGGCGUCAUGCUCGCUCACCGCCUGUCGCCCUCUCAAGACCUCGGCGACGACCUCCCUCGCGCCGGCUUGUCCCUCAACCCGGGUGCCAAAGCGUUCGCGUUCCCGCUUGUCAACGCCGCGCACACUCGCACGUCGUCGGUUCCUUCGCCGCCAAGUCUCGCCGCCGCCGUCCGCGCCACCCGCUCGGGGACCGUCUCGUCCUUCCCCGGCUCGUCGCUGCCCUCGCCCGUCGGUGCCGGCGCAUCGCCCUCGAUCACGCCGUCGUCCCUCGCCGUUGAGCCGCCCGUUAAGUCUCGCAUGGACUUUGCGCACUCGUCCGCCGGUCCCGUCGGCUCGGCCCUCUUGUCGGCGCGCCUCUCGCCCGGCUUCGACUGGCCACAAACCACGAGCUCGCCUGUCUUUGCGGCGCCGAAUCUCGCGACGUCGACCGCUCCCGAGGCUGCGACCAAGACUGCGCCGUCGUCCGCCUUCAAUCCGUUCGACGACGACGAGCUGCUGGGCCCAUUGCGGUGA